Molecule: messenger RNA, 838 nt
Organism: Tachysurus fulvidraco (yellow catfish)
Lineage: Eukaryota; Metazoa; Chordata; Actinopteri; Siluriformes; Bagridae
Product: probable RNA-binding protein EIF1AD
Exons: 6
Coding region: 281-802 (173 amino acids)
Biological process (GO): translational initiation
Cellular component (GO): nucleus
Molecular function (GO): RNA binding; translation initiation factor activity
Source: RefSeq, a predicted model, not a curated record
GACGCGCGCAUUAGAAUUAGAAAUUAGAGGCAUCGGGAAUUUAUCACUGAUCAGCAGUUUUGCAGCGUGUGGGACUUUAUUUCGAUGUACCAAACAGCAUCAACUGGAUUAAUUUUGGAUUUUUAUGAAUAUUUUCCAGGUCACGCCCCCCUUGGCCAUCAUUGGCUGCAAGUGAUCACGCAACAUCACUUGGCCUAUCUGUGCUGCAGGAAAUUUGGUGCGCCCAGUAGUCGACUUGUGACUGUCGUGAUGAUAAGGAAGAUUCCAAACAUCAGCAACUAUGCACAAGGCAACCAUACGCAAGCAUGUUGUCAGGAAAUUUCUAGAGAACUACAUCACACCUAAUGAGAAACAGCAGAUUAUGAAGAUUUCGGGAACCAAUGGCAAUAACCUCCACAAGGCUGUGACAGAAAGUGGUGAGAGUUUUCUGCUCAGCAUGCCCAAAAAGUUCCGCAAGAUCUUCUGGAUCAAAAGAGGUGAUUUUGUGAUUGUUGAUCCUAUUGAAGAAGGUGACAAGGUGAAAGGAGAGAUUAGCUUCAUUCUGUACACGGACCAUAUACACUAUUUGAGGAAACUUGGCAUCUGGCCUAAAGAAUUUGAGGCAGGAGGAGUAGGAGGGCAGCUGCAGGAAGAAGCACAGAAAGAUGAGUGUAAAACCAAAGAGCAAGAUGAGGAAGAGAAUGACUGUGACAACAGUGAAUCUGACAAUGAACUGGACCUUUUUGUUAACACAAACCGAGCCACUGUGUGGUACAGUGAAAGUGAUGAAGACUCAGAUAAAGAUGACGAUGAUAAAGAUUAAUCAUUUUUUAAAAAUAUAUUCUUCUAAACCUUUUGA